AUGGUACUACGACUCUGGCUUUGGGGCAGCGAAAUUCCUCUCGCCUACAAGAAGGACAUAGUGGAGAAGCCGACGCCACCAUCUUUGUCAUAUACUCCCAGUCCUUCUGCCAACAAUAUCAUAUGGGACCCGCCAACCCAGCAGUCUCAGGAGCCUCCCAUCGAAGCAACGUCGAAAGAAAAAGAACUGAACUUCGAAGCGAUCCAUUUGACCCCGAGCUCUAUUGCAGAGGAUAUUCGCGACCGGUGGCUUAGGCCGUUUUUCCUGCCUGCGCACGGACGGAGUGAAACUCCAAAAGUCUGCCAUCCUUAUACCUUGCAAUUUCUUGCACGGAUCUUGAAGACAUAUCCACGAUAUAUGUUGAGAGACGGACGACCGCCUCCUAUUAUUCACCAUGUUCAGGUCGCGGAGAAUAAGACGCCUCGAGCACUAGCGAAUUGCUACAGCCUGGUACGUAUGUGGGAACAGGCAGUCCCAGGGAGUGAGGAGAUAGUCAUGAACACGGUCGCACGGGAAAUGGAACGGCUCGCUAGUGAGAGUCCGAAUCAACAUGACUACGAGCUCCUCUCUAGCUUUCAAGCCUACCUCAUCUAUUCAAUCUUGAUCUACUUUGGCCCUCAAGGUGGUUUCACAGACACAAUCAUGAUAACCCUCAUGGAUAUGGCAUCUCAGACCGCUCGAAACGGCCUCUUCUGUAAUGCCGAGUUAGCACGGACCAGACCGACAUGGGAAUCCUGGAUUGUCGCAGCCACAAAACGCCGUGCAAUAUUCACUCUCUAUCUCUUUAGCAACAUCUAUAACGCGGACCGUAUGCUGCCUAAUUUCGUCGCAGAGGAGCUCAGAGGCGUAUAUGCACCGGGCAAUAAGGCACUAUGGGAAGCGGCUGACCGCGAAACGUGGAAUAAGGAGUACGAUAGAUACCUCUUAAAUUGGCAAGAUGGAAGCUUGGAGAUAUCCGAAUUAUGGCCAUCUCCGGAGAAGGAGGAGCCGGAACGGAGGAGAAGGAUCGAACGCUGGGUUCAAACAGUCGAUGAGUUCGGUAUGAUGUUGUACAGUGUUUGUGCCCAUAUACAUGGCUCCUAA
Molecule: messenger RNA, 1083 nt
Organism: Aspergillus tubingensis
Lineage: Eukaryota; Fungi; Ascomycota; Eurotiomycetes; Eurotiales; Aspergillaceae
Product: C6 finger domain protein
Exons: 3
Coding region: 1-1083 (360 amino acids)
Source: RefSeq, a predicted model, not a curated record